This is a messenger RNA of Vidua macroura (Pin-tailed whydah), 850 nucleotides long. It is a transcript of the gene MRPL35, whose product is annotated as mitochondrial ribosomal protein L35. The transcript is spliced from 4 exons. Bases 159 to 683 code for a protein of 174 amino acids. Gene Ontology annotation, biological process: translation. NCBI's taxonomy places the organism in Eukaryota, Metazoa, Chordata, Aves, Passeriformes, Viduidae. Gene Ontology annotation, molecular function: structural constituent of ribosome. The record is from RefSeq and is a predicted model, not a curated record. Gene Ontology annotation, cellular component: mitochondrion; ribosome.
GCGGACGGGGAGGACUCUGGGGUGUGAGGGAUCCCGGCUCCGGUGCGGGAUCUCGGCUCCGGUGCGAGAUCCCGGCUCCGGUGCGAGAUCCCGGCUCCGGUGCGGCCGCAGUCCCCGUGGGCGGGACCCGGCGCGGCCCCGCCCGGCGCAGCGUGGCCAUGGCGGCGGCGGCGGCCCGCGGGGCCCUGGCGGGGAUCCUGCGGCGCUGGGCCCCCCGCGCGCUCCCGCUCGGCGGCCCCUCCGCCCGCUGCGUCGGGCACGGACCGGCCCCGGCCCCGGCCCCGCUCUGGACCCCGCGGCUGCUCAGCGAGAACCGGCCCCGGGCAGGGCCCCGCUCGGUGCUCAGCAGUGUCACACCUCUACUUCCAAGUUUACUCCAGCAGCCAGCAAGGACCCUCACCUACUGCAGCCUACGGAAAGGAAAGAGGAAAAGUGUGAAAUCCGUGGUCAAGAGGUUCCUCCGGCUGCACAAUGGCCUCUGGGUUAGGAGAAAGGCUGGUUAUAAGAAGAAGCUGUGGAAGAAGUCAGCUGCUCAGAAGAAGCGUUUGAGGGAGUUGGUGUUGUGCACGAGGACACAAUGUAAACUGCUGGAUAAAAUGACCACUUCCUUCUGGAAAAGAAGGAACUGGUACGUUGAUGACCCCUUCCAGAAGUACCACGACCGCACGAAUCUCCGUGUGUAGAAAUCUUGGGUUUGCACAUCUCUGGGGAAGGGGCAGUGGUCGUGUGGCAUGGUCUGGGUUUUGGAACAUACAUCUGUUCUGGCUGUACUUUUUUAAAUAAACAUGUGCAUAUCAUCUGAGCAGAAUUAUGGGAAUCAAUGCCCACAAUAAAGGAAUACUCAAAUUUA